Molecule: messenger RNA, 3913 nt
Organism: Empidonax traillii (willow flycatcher)
Lineage: Eukaryota; Metazoa; Chordata; Aves; Passeriformes; Tyrannidae
Product: MYCBP-associated protein-like
Exons: 26
Coding region: 151-3828 (1225 amino acids)
Biological process (GO): porphyrin-containing compound biosynthetic process
Cellular component (GO): cytoplasm
Molecular function (GO): coproporphyrinogen oxidase activity; 4 iron, 4 sulfur cluster binding
Source: RefSeq, a predicted model, not a curated record
UAUGACUGUCCCCCCUCUAAGUGGGGUGCCUGGGAGUGGGGGCAUGGCCGACCUCCACAAACCCUGUGCCCACAGUGGCCCUACUGCCGCAAGCGCUGCUCCUACUGCAACUUCAACACGUACGUGGUGCCAGCGGUGGAUGAGGUGGCCAUGCGUGCCUGCCUGGUGCGGGAGGCACAGACCCUGCUCCGCCUCAGCCAGGUGCACAGCAUCACCUCUGUGUUCUUCGGCGGGGGCACCCCCAGCCUGGCCAGCCCUGGCACCAUCGCAGCGGUGCUGGAGGCCGUGGCGGGGGCUGCCCAUCUGCCCGCCAGUGCUGAGGUCACGCUGGAGGCCAACCCCAGCUCCACGGACACAUCUCGCCUCGCUGGCUUCAGGGCAGCUGGCGUCAACCGCCUCUCCAUCGGCGUCCAGUCGCUGGACGACGCCGAGCUGCGGCUGCUGGGCCGGGAGCACACGGCGGCGGAGGCACGGAAGGCCGUGGAGGCAGCGCGGGGGCUCUUCCCCGGCCGCACCUCCAUCGACCUCAUGUUCGGCCUGCCGGGGCAGAGCAGGGACGCCUGGGCCCAGCGGCUGGAGGCAGCGCUGGAGCUCUGUGACGACCACAUCUCCCUGUACCAGCUGACACUGGAGCGGGGCACGGCGCUGGCGACACAGGUCCGGGGGGGAAAACUGCCCUUGCCCCCCCAGGACCUGCUGGCCGACAUGUACCAGACAGCUCGCACUGUGCUGGUGGCUGCUGGCUUCCGCCACUACGAGGUCUCCAAUUUUGCACGCAAGGGCGCCCUCAGCAACCACAACCUCUCGUACUGGCGGGCUGACCAGUACAUCGGUGUGGGGCCAGGAGCUCACGGGCGCUUCGUGCCAAAGGGUGAGGAUGGCUGCAGCCGGGAAGCCUGUGUCCAGACACCAGAGCCUGUUGCCUGGAUGCAGGAAGUGCGGCGCCAGGGACACGGCACCAGGAGUCGGGUGGUGCUGAGCGCCCUGGAGCAGCUGGAGGAACUGCUCACCUUGGGACUACGCAUUGAUGAGGGCGUCACACAUGAGCGGCCUGCGGUGCACCUGGGCCGGCCUGGCCGUGCUGGACUCGCUGCUGCCAGACCUGCUGUGCCAGCUCCAGAGGCGCUGGGCGCUGCCCGGUGCCCACCGAGGGGGAACCCAGCAGGGGACGGACACGGGGGAUGGACACGGUGGCCAGAAUGUGGGGGCUGCAAGAAGGAAAAGACCUCUGGAAGGCUCAGUACAGCAGUUUCAGAAGAGCCUGAGCCUGAGCCUGAGCCUGGUUCAUAUGUUCUGCAAGGAGAGGAUAUUCAGGCACUUGCAAUUAAGGUGGAGGACCUGGAGAAACUUCAUGCUCCACGCCUUCCCCAUGAUGCUGGGAGAGUUCCAGUUAGGAAGAAUUACCUCGUUCGAAAAUACCAACCCAAGGAGGUGACACAUCUUGUAGCAUGUCCUGCUUCCCCCAAGGCACCCAGGCAACCACUGGUUUUUCCUGGACCUAAAGAGUUUGCUGAUGGCUGUGAAGAGAUUCUCCCUCAUCACAUUUUGGGAAGUGUUCAGGAGUUUAAGAUGGAAGCCUGGGCCAGAAGAAGCGCUCGGACAGCAGAUGUUACUGAGGUUCCUCGUCCGCAUGUUACUGCAGCAGCCUUAAAAGAGAAACAUGGAGGAGAGAAGAAGAAAAAGGCUCCUCAGGCCCAACUAGCAGGGCACAAAGCUCUCCAGAACUGGAGCCAUCAUAUGGCAAUCAGGAAAAAGCAGGAGAAACACCUAGGAGAAAUACUUCGGAAGCCAGAGAAUGAAUUGAUGAUGAACAUCGCGGAGAAUUACAGGCAAGUCAUGGAAGAAAGUGACCUCAUUGACCGGAGUCUCCCCUACCUCCAUCCUGGAAAGGGAUUCCGAGUAGGAAGCGAGUUCUGGAGCCAGCCCGACCGUAUUGGAGAUGAACUCACCGGCCUGAUGCUGACACUGACUCGGACAGAACAUGGGGACCGAGAGCCAAUCACUCAUGUGGGCAAACCCCGCACUGUCCAGAAGGAAACGGCUCUGAAGCCCCCGACGAAGAUUCCUUGCCAUCUAACCUGGGAUAAGAGUCUUUUCCUGAAACAUCGUCGUCAGGAGCUGAAAUCUAUCCUGGAGGAGAUGGGUUUUUAUAAGCCGGAUCUGGAAGGACUGGAGGUGAUUGGUAAAGGGCAACCGUUCACGUCUGUCUCAGCAGAGGCUUCUCCAUGUUCCGGCCCUUCUGAAGAGAUUAACAGUGACUCCUGCAAUGUGGUUCCAGAAGAAGAAAAGCGUCUAUCUUUAGUUUUCUGUGGCCAGCCUGCUCGUUGGAUCAAGGGCAUGACUUCUUCUGGGAAUGAAAUUGGCGUUGCUGCCCGGCUCACCUUUGAGACUCUGGCUGGUGAGGAGGCCGAAAGCUUCCUGACGGUGAGCAAUGAUGGCACAGCUGCCAUCUGGUACAGCUGGAUGAGGCUUCCCCAGCAUAUUCCCUCCAGAGAAACCAAGGGGAGGAGGAUGCCAUGUUUUUACUUUGAUACCAGACCAGGUGUAAUUUUGCCUGGAGAAACUCUGAGGUUUUCCUUUCUUUUCAAGUCAAGGAGAGCAGGCAUUUUCAGCGAGCCCUGGGAAUUUAGGACACAUCCUCUGUUAUUAGGAGGAGCUCUGCUGCAGGUGACCCUUUGGGGAAUUGCUGUGUAUGAGGAUAAAUUGGCUGACUUCAGAGAGAAACUGGAGAGUGACCUGGCUGCUCGAGAAGGUGCUGCUAUAGUCAAAGACAGUCUCAAUGAACUCCUCGACCAAGUUCGGACCCCAGAGCGCACCCCAUCUCCUGUGGAUGCCUAUGCCACCGAGGAAGAGUUGUUCCACAGGAAGAAUCCCGGGUUUUAUUAUCAGUAUCAAGUGGUGAAGCAGCUGCAUGAACUGUGGAGACAGUACAUGACUGUGCCUUCAGCCUUUGAGGAGAAAGUUCCCUCGGACCAGAGGAGCACUGCAGAGGAGGACACAGAGUAUGAGGAGAGCACUGUGGAGCCUCUCCCUGCUCAGAGCAGCACCAUGGAGCUCCCAGCUGGGAAGAACUCACUAGAGGAGGCUCCGAGGCGAAAGAGGAGCAUUGAGGAGGAAGAAGCAGGCCCGUCAGGAUGGAACCUUUCCCUUGAGGACUUUAAACAGGCCAUAAUGUCAAUCCCCAGGGAGGAACAGCGGGAAGAAGCACUGACCCAGCUCAAUAAGGCAGCUCUGGAGCUUUGUGUUGAACAGAGGCCAGCUCAGUCAGACCUUCUGUAUCCCCUCUGCCUCCAGCUGUUGCGGGGAGCAAUUGAUGAUAUGGUGAGUCACGCUCUGAGGCUGAGAUCCCUGUAUGGCUUGCUUAACACAGACACCUAUGCAGAUGGUGUUCCAGAGGAAACAGAGGAAGUAAAGCAAGGAGGAGAAAAAAAGGAAGGAAAGGAAGACAAGAUAGCUACUAAGAAAGAAGAGAAAAAGGAUAAAGAAGGCAAAAAAAGUAGAGCAACAUCAGGGAAAGAGAAAGCGGAACAUCCAGGCAGCAGAAAGAUGAAAGUGAAAGAUGAGAAGCGGUCAUCUUCCAUUGCAUCAGUGAAGGUGAAAGAGGGAGCAGAGCCCCCAAAAGUAAAAGAUGAGAAGCGGGUAUCUGCCGCUUCAUCACUGAAGGAGAAAGAGGGAGCUGUAACUGCAGAGGGAGUAGAACCUCCUCAAGAGCAGGUGGACUCUGUUUCAUUUGGAAUAUACCAGGAAAAACUCUAUAUUGAAGUUUACAAGCUGCUGGAUUCAAUGGUGAGUGAAAUGGUGUCUUUAUUUGAGGAUCUAAAGCAAUAACAUGCUCUGCAGUGGGAGAGCUGAAACCCUUUGCAUGUAGAAAUAGACUUGCUUUAAAAAAAAUAAAUAACUGUAUUUACACAGA